Molecule: messenger RNA, 1068 nt
Organism: Neltuma alba
Lineage: Eukaryota; Viridiplantae; Streptophyta; Magnoliopsida; Fabales; Fabaceae
Product: 22.0 kDa class IV heat shock protein-like
Exons: 1
Coding region: 243-839 (198 amino acids)
Source: RefSeq, a predicted model, not a curated record
UUUUCCUAAAUGCUUCCAUUCUCCUAUUCAUUCCACAAAUGUAUAGAAUUCUCAGGAAACACAUCACCUCUGUCCCUGUCAUUCUUUCCAUUUUCAUAUAAAUCAGGUUCCCUCGGCUUUUUUCAGCUGCAAAUCAACAACACGAUUCCCAAGUGCUAGAGAUCGCUGUUAUAUAUCCUUCAAUACUUCUUCUGAGCACCAGACCAGAAUCCAUAGAAUAUCAAAUCCACGUAAGCUAACAAAUGAAGCAACAGCCCCUUAACUUGUUUCCAUUGAUCCUGCUUUUUCUGGCUGCCUUUCCAUUCAAAGCAAAAGGGUCUGUCCUGCCAUUCAUAGAUCGUCCUGGAAGUCUUCUAUCUGAUCUCUGGUCAGAUCCCUUCCCGGACCCAUUUCGCGUGCUGGAGCAAAUCCCGUUUGGGUUUGACAGAGAUGAGACAUCAUCCAUCGCUGUAUCUCCAGCCAGAGUGGACUGGAAGGAGACACCAGAGAGACAUGUGAUAAUGGUGGACGUGCCAGGGUUGAGGAAAGAUGAGAUAAAGAUAGAAGUGGAGGAGAACAGAGUUUUGCGUGUGAGUGGAGAGAGGAAGAAGGAGGAGGAACAGAAAGGAGAUCAUUGGCACAGGGUGGAGAGGUCAUUUGGCAAAUUCUGGAGGCACUUCAAGUUGCCAGACAACGUGGAUUUGGACUCUGUGAAGGCUAAGAUGGAGAAUGGUGUGCUUACUCUGACACUGGAAAAGUUGUCACCUGAUAAGAUUAAAGGUCCUAGGACCGUGAGCAUUGCAGGAGAGGAUGAGCAGCCUGCCAAACUUGAGAGUAGUGAGGCCAAGCAGGAGCUUUGAAUCCUGAGCAUGAGUGAACGAUUGCUACUGAUGUAGAGAAAGGCUUUCGAAUUCUCUGUCAAUAAAAGGGUUUCUGCUUGAGCAAGACUCCUUUUUCCGCCUUCUUUUCCUUUCUAUGUAUGGGUUACUUGAUGUUUGGUGAUGAUGGGAAUAUGCAGCGUUGUACUGGCUUUACUGUAAUCUCCUAGUGAAUGUGGAGAAAUUUUCUUAAAUAUGAAUAUCAUGUCUU